Messenger RNA from Candidula unifasciata, 2162 nucleotides. Lineage: Eukaryota; Metazoa; Mollusca; Gastropoda; Stylommatophora; Geomitridae. The record is from the annotation of a GenBank genome assembly.
AAGCAGAAGUGAAACUAGUGCCUUGUAUAUGGAUCCUGGAUUCACAGUAUGGAUAUGGAACAGAAUUUUAUGGUACAGAUGCUGGCAUUCCUAUAUCACCAGUAACAGAGAAAUGUUUUUUGUCAAUGUCCCUUGCUCUGAAACAAAUGAUGGGGACUCUUCUGGUUGGCCCACCAGGGUCUUGUAAAACUGAAACUGUGAAGGGGUUGGCUAACAUCCUGGGCAACUUUGUGGGCAUGUUCCAAGUCUUCAAAGAACAAGACCCAGCGUGUAUUGGACAAAUUAUGCAAGGUAUUGCCAUGGAUGGUUGCUGGGGUUGCUUUGAAGAUGUUCACAUUAUUAACAAGACCGGAUUGUCUGUUCUCAUUGACUAUGCUCAGUCCAUAUUUAAAGCUCUGAAAGCAAAACAGUCUUAUUUGUGCCUACUGGAUGGAACUGAGAUUUUUCUUCACAGCACUGUUGGGCUUUUCUUGACUGUGAACACACCCAAAACCCCAACCAGUCAACUUCCUUGUGAGGUCACACAGUCUUUCAGGACAGUGACAUUGAUUGCCCCUGAUGUUGGCUUUAUUCUCAAAUCUAAGUGUGCAUCAAUGGGCUUUCGGGCUCCCUCUGUGUUGGCCAACAGAUUGAAACUUCUAGUGGAACUUGUGAAGGACCAGUUGCCACCUGAAAUUCAUCACCACUUCACAGCUCAAGCUUUGACUGGAGUUCUCAAGAGAGCAGUGCAAAAAAGAAACCAGCAGAAAGAGGAAAAGAUGGCUGACAAAAACAGCACAAAAGAUGAAGCUUCAAGAUCAGAUAGCCAAAGUUCUGAAACUGCAACAGGCAGGAUUAGGCAACCUACAUUUAGUGUCACCACCAACAAGCAGAGCCAAUCAGGCAUAAUGUACAAACCUGGCACUCCUGUCACUCUCACAGCACAAGGUAAACAGGAUCAUUCUCUAGUCUGUGAGGCCAUAGAUGAAAUCAUAAGUCCCAGAAUGACCACAGAGAACUAUGCUGUGUUCAAGAGCAUCUUGAAAGACUGCUUCAGAAACUUGCCCAAGCCAGAAACACAUGCAAGAAAAUCGCCAGAAAAAGAGUGUACUAAGUCAUGUGGAACUGCUGGUUCAUUAAAAACACAAGAGAAAGAGACAGAUUUUGAACAUGCAUUGGUGAAUAAGGCACUGGAAUCCAAACUGAUUCCUCACAAAGCUUGGAUCACUAAAUGUUUGCAGUUGUACACUUUAUCACAAGUUUAUGCAGGUGUCAUCAUUGCUGGUCCUACCGGGAGUGGCAAAUCCUCGUGCAUUCAAACUGUGGUUAGUGCUCUGAGUGGGCUGACAUCAACAGUUUCACAAGCAGGCCACACCAAGAAAGUCUCCACUGAGAACCUGCAUAGACUUCUCUGCAUCAACCCAAUGGUUGUUGAUGAUACAGCUCUCAUAUUUGGCACCAUUGGCCACAAGCAUGAAUGGGUAGAUGGAAUUUUCACACAUGCCAUCAGAAAAGCCAACAGGAAUCGCAGUACUACAUGGUUGUGUCUGGAUGGGGUUUUGAACUCAAGCUGGACAGACAAUUUUAGCAACAAACUGUUUCUGUCCAAUAGGAUCAAGCUGUUAUUUGAGACGGAUGACCUUACCGAGGCUUCUCCUAGUGCUGUCUCUAGUUGCGGUAUCUUGUACAUUGACAGAGAUGUUGUUGGCUGGAAGGCUGUCACCAGAGCUUGGCUAGACACAAGACCACAUUCUGAAGCACAUGUUUUGCUGAAAGCUUUUCAAAAGACACUGGAUCCAGUUAUCAGUUUUGUUCUCAGUAACACUAAGUGUCACCUUAAGCUUUCAGAAGUUGGCAUGUUGAAGACAUGUCUUGACCUGUUGGCGGCCAUGUUGACUGAAAACAUUGAAGUCUCCGGUGACCUCCAUAUUGAAAGACUGUACAUCUUCUGUCUGAUUUGGUCUUUUGGUGGACUGCUAGACAGUAGUGACCGCAGGGCAUUCAGUGACCUUCUGAAAACCCUAUCAACUGCUCUGCCAGAUGAUGACCUUGACAUUUGUGUGUUUGACUACUAUGUGGAUGAAUCUGGAGAAUGGGACCCAUGGCUGGCAAGGGUUCCAGAAGUUAUGUUUACAGACAAUCAGGACAUCCUUGGUGAGGUUUUUGUGGAUACUGUGGACACU